CAUCCAUUUCUAGUUCGCGUUCGCCAUUGUCGCUCUUCUUCGAAGCUUUUCACUUCUCCAUAUUCGAGAGAUCUAAUUCAACUGCCGAUCGAAAAUGUCCGGUCGAGGAAAGGGCGGCAAGGGGUUGGGAAAGGGAGGAGCCAAGCGUCACAGGAAGGUUCUCCGCGACAACAUCCAAGGCAUUACGAAGCCGGCUAUCCGCAGGCUUGCUCGUCGUGGCGGAAGCGUAUUUCGGGGCUGAUCUAUGAAGAAACGCGUGGAGUUCUCAAGAUCUUUCUGGAGAAUGUGAUCAGAGAUGCCGUCACCUACACUGAGCAUGCGCGCAGGAAGACUGUUACUGCCAUGGAUGUGGUGUAUGCUUUGAAGAGGCAGGGAAGGACCCUGUACGGUUUUGGUGGUUAGGUUAUCAGAAUUCAGAUGGCCAAGAAGUUUUUCUGUGUUGUGUUCUUGUAAUUACAGUGAAUGGGA
Molecule: messenger RNA, 468 nt
Organism: Cuscuta epithymum
Lineage: Eukaryota; Viridiplantae; Streptophyta; Magnoliopsida; Solanales; Convolvulaceae
Source: the annotation of a GenBank genome assembly